Messenger RNA from Neohortaea acidophila, 6393 nucleotides. RefSeq lists its product as uncharacterized. The coding region runs from base 151 to 6159 and encodes 2002 amino acids. The record is from RefSeq and is a predicted model, not a curated record. Lineage: Eukaryota; Fungi; Ascomycota; Dothideomycetes; Mycosphaerellales; Teratosphaeriaceae. The transcript has 2 exons. Gene Ontology annotation, molecular function: protein binding; histidine phosphotransfer kinase activity; phosphorelay sensor kinase activity. Gene Ontology annotation, biological process: phosphorelay signal transduction system; protein autophosphorylation.
CCUUCAUCCAACCACGCCAACCGACACAAGGCGUGUCGCAGCCCUGCAUCCACUACCGAUGCGCCCGAAGCGCGAACGCACUUAACCGCUCCUCCUGUCGCAUGUACCGCUGUGUCUCGGGCGGUGGAGGCGGAUCUGAGAGUCUGCGCGAUGGAUCCGUCCGAGGGCAACCAGGAGGAUUCCGGAGGCGAUGAUGCCGGCCCUACCCCGACGGGAGCGACGCCUCGCCCGCCGCUCACGAGAAUCUCCCAAGAAAGACUGCCGGCCACAUCGCACAUCGCCACGGCGCGACGACGGACGGAGCCCAGCAUAUCACGGCCGGAUGCCGGUGGCGGUGAACAGAAGACCGCCAAAGCCGAUGCUGCCGCGGGAACAGGCGCCGGGAUGGAGACAGAACAAGAGGAAAAAGCUUCUUCACCAGAAGAAAGACGCAUUGCGGAAUUGCGCGAGGCCAUGAACGCCAAACUCCUGCUACAAAACCGCAUGCGCCGCAGCUACGGAUCUCCAAAGGCUGCUUCGCCGACUGCUCGUGUGGCGGCGAUUCAGGCAGAGCAUGAAGCCGACGCCACCCAAUCCGCUACCGGCUUGCUCUCUCGGACUGGAUCUACGGAUUCCACAGGAUCGACACGUACUGUGCGGGCUGGCGAAUUGGCGGCUACGGGGAGUGGCAAUGCGCCGCUGAGAACUCCUUCGUACCCAUUUCCCUACGUACCGGGGACUCCAAAGGCGUGGCCGUCGCAGCUUCAUCAGCCCUUCACAGCCUUGUCACCCACGACGAUGCAUCAUUUCUCUGCGCGAAGCCGGGAACCUAGUGGGACAGACGUGACCAUGUCGGGUGGAAGUACGCCUGCCGCGGAUCCCGAGGCGUUCGCCCCCCCAGGAUUCAAGGAUUACCCCCAAGAAGACCCUCGUUUCCCUACGCCGAAUCUGUAUGAUCUGGUGUUGCAGGUCAACGCCGAGCCAGGUCUCGAACAGUGGUGGACGACGGUGGUGAAUAUGCUGCACGACCACUUCAAAGCCGAGCGAGCUACUCUCGUCAUCCCGCGAGAUUCGAGCGAGAUCGAGAACGUUCCAUGGGGUCAGAAGGCGAGUUUCAAUAUGAGCGGUCGGGAGGAAUUUGUCCCCCAUCGCACUCUCCUCAAGCAAAUGUUCGACGCCGCGGAUCGCACACAACAUGCGCCCAAGUCCAGCUUCCCAUCAAGAAAUGCGCCAAUCCACGAUGUACACCCCCAAAAGCUGCACGCCGAGCGGUUUCGUCCCAGGCUGGAAACGCGACAUUCGUACGCUGGGCAUGGUAGGGAAGCGAGCGAUAGUCCAGCCGAGACUAGACCAGCUGGUCCGAUGAGAAUGGCGACGCAUGCGGCCGGGAUGCUGCCAACUGUCCUGCCGCAAAGACUCGCUCCUCAGCGUUUCGAUUCGAGCAGCACACAGCAUCAAAGCUCUCUUGGCUUCAGUAGCGCCGGAGUUGAUGCUGGGCCCUAUGCCGAAGUCUUCUCGACCCUUCGUGAUCUACGCCAUGAAGUGCGUCCGCUCAUCGAGUCUGGCGGAGUCAGUCGGAUCCUGGCGAGGGGCCGCGUUGUCACUGUGACGCGGGACUACCUACACACCAGCAACGACGAGAGCAUUGCGGAAUCUCAAGCGCCCGAAUGGCAAUAUACAAAACCCACCCCUGAAGCAACUCCUCGACCUUCCAGGUCGUCCACGCUGGAAGACUAUCACCGAGCACAUACUUCCGAUGCCCCGCAUUCGGUCCUCAGGGACUAUGAAGAAUACGAGCAGUGUCCCACCUCGCCAUGGUCACAAUCUCCAGCUCCUUCACCAGCGAUUCAGGCGGACGAAGAAGUUAACCCCUUUUUCGCAUCGCAAGAGCAACGCGUAGAAGACGCAUUCGAUCCAGGAGUUUCGCCGAAAGACUAUACCCAGCUCGGCCAAGUCGAAGCGAUCGGGGUUGAUCAUGCGAGCACCAUCAUUCACAUUCCCUUGGUGCAUCCCACCAUCUCACAGCCAAUGCAAUCCUUGAAUGCGUACUCACAGCCCAAAGAUGGACCUGACGCGCUGCGGCAAAGCGAUACCGUGGACAAGGAGCGCAAGGCGCCGAUUGCAAUCCUGUCAAUCCUAACAUCCACCGUGCCUUAUCCGCAGAAUCUCACGCAAACAUUGAAGCUGCUUGGGCCGCACCUGGCCACAUCAUUCGCUACUUCGCAGCAAUUCUCCUCAUCACGACCACAAGCUGUGGCGAUCCGCCAACGAAUGCCGGAAAGUGGGGAUCCUAUCGAUCAUGCUCCUAUGGUGAUUGUUCCCACGUCUUUGGAGGAUAUCGUGGAAAGGGGCAAACCCACUGGAUCAAUGUCGGGCAGAUCCUUAUCUGCUAGUGGCACAAGUCCGUCUGACUACUCCGGCCGGUCUCCUUAUAGUGCCACCAGCUCGAUCGUUGGUACGCCUGGAUGGGAUCCAGCGACUCAUGGAUGGGCAUCGGGGAAAUCACCCGCCGUGACUCCUGCACACAUCGGCAGUGAAACGGCUGAUAACUAUUUCGAGGCCAAGAAACGCUCAGGGAAGCGAAGUACGAGCAAUGCUGGUGCUCAAAAUCAGGCUUCUCGAGGUCGAGCAGCGAAGCGGACGUCGGGCGCAGACCGCAAGCAGACUGCCCGCCGGCAAUCACCUUCUGGUACCGCCGCGAAUCCAUCACGGUCAGAUCAGAAGAUGUCUGCUACCGAAGAGCAACACACUGAACGAGACUACUCCCCUCCACCCGAGUCACCACAAUUGUUGGCACAACAGCGCCGCCUGUCUCAUCAUGGCACUGCCUUCCCGCAGGACCUGAACCUCCAGAGACGGCAUUCGCAACUACAUUCGUAUGGUGCAGACGUUCAAACGUCUUUUGGCGGUCUCCCCUCCACAGCCGGUGCCGACAUACCAACUCCCAACGUACCCGGCCACGCAAGGACUCAUUCAUACCCCGAAGGCAUGCCGCCGCCGUCUGAACGCCUUCUCCGCACCAUGAUUGACUCUGUCCCUGUGCAAAUCUUCACCGCGGAGCCGGAGACUGGUAAGCUGACGUGGAUCAACUCCAAAUUCAUGGUGUACCGGGGGCAGGAAGCGCACGAUGUCCUGAGCGAACCCUGGCAAGCCAUCCAUCCAGACGACCGCAAUGAGUUCAUGGCGUCUUGGCAACGAUCCUUACGCACUGCGCAGCAGCUACAGCAACGAGUGCGACUGAAACGGUUUGAUGGUAAUUAUCGCUGGUUCUAUGUUCGCGCGGCACCGCUCCUGGACAAGAAGCAGAAGAUUGUGCACUGGAUUGGCACAAUGAUGGACUUCCACGAGCAGAAUCUGGCGCAGGAAACGGCAGCGAAACAGCAGGAGACGGCGGCUUCGGAGGCCAAGUAUCGUGCAUUGGCCAACUCAAGCCCGCAGAUUGUGUUUGCCGUCAGCAAAACGAAGGGCAUCACUUUCUGCAACACACAGUGGGUGCACUAUUCUGGACAGUCGGAGGCGCAGGCACGAGGUGUUGGCUUCAUGGACCACGUUCAUCCCGACGAUCUUGUUAAGUGUAAAUUGCCGGCAUUUGAAGAGGGCUCCAACACCCCGACAGGCGUACCCACCACUGUUCCUCCGGACUUUCAGCGAUCGGUUUCGGGUUCUGCACAAUCGAGUAGCGGAUCCUCCGAGACGGAACGGAUGGCGCCCAGUCCGGGGGCUACGCCUAUAACCACAACGUUGCACCAGAAGAAGCUGUCAGACCUUGCGGGCACUGGAAUUUUGAAAGUCAGCCGUGAUGCCGAUGGACGUCCAUCGUACUCCACCGAGGUGCGACUCAAGUCUAAGGAUGGCGAGUAUAAAUGGCAUUUGGUCCGGGUACUACUUGCAGAGCCAUUGAUACAGCAGGAUCAGCAGGAAGAGACUUGGUAUGGUACUUGUACGGACAUUACCGACCACAAAGCCCUGGAGCGGGAUCUGAAGGAGACCAUGGACGAGAAGUCGAGAUUCCUGAGCAACAUGUCUCAUGAGAUUCGAACACCUCUCAACGGCAUCACUGGCAUGGUGAACUUCCUCAUCGACAGUAACUUGACGGCCGAGCAGAUGGAGCACGUCAACAUCAUCCGGGCGAGCACGGAGGGGUUGAGAGGUCUCAUCAACGACAUUCUCGAUUUGUCCAAGGCGGAAGCUGGCAUGAUCUCGUUGAGUAUGGAUUGGCUGUACUUGCGAGCGCUCAUCGAAGAGACCAACGAUCUCACCUCCGCCAUGGCCAUCGACAAGAGACUGGAGCUCAACUAUCUCAUCGAAGAGGAUGUCCCUGCCCAGAUCAAAGGCGAUCGUUUCCGCAUUCGCCAGAUCCUGCUCAACAUUGUCGGCAAUGCGAUCAAAUUCACACAGAAAGGAGAGGUCUUUAUCCACUGCAGCACGUAUGCGCCGGAGAACCACGAUCUGGCCGAGAACGAAGUGUAUAUCAAGUUUGAGGUUGUCGAUACUGGUCCAGGCUUCACGGAGGAAGAGGCCGAGCUGCUCUUCAAACGCUUCAGUCAGAUUGAUGGCUCCUCGACGCGGCAGCAGGGUGGAAGCGGGCUCGGCCUCGUCAUUUCCAGACAGCUGGCGCAACUCCACGGCGGUGAUAUGAGAGCGAAGGGCGCGCCUGGACAUGGAUCGACGUUCACAUGCGUGAUCAAAGCCACACUGCCGUCUGUUGCUGAUCAGCCUCCCACCCCCUUGAUGACACCCGGAGGCUUCCAGAUUCCCAUCUUUCCCGUACCAACUACCACCACCGCCGCUACAGCGGUGCCAGUCUCAACCCCGCUCGAUGGCCUUGCUAAAACGGUGCCAAAGUUCGCACUGGAGCAGACGCAAUCCCCGUCUCCUUACGCAACUUCCCCGGAAGUGUCGUCCGCUGGAUCUGAACGCUCUCUGAUCUCGACCACGAGGUCUAGCAGUUUGCGAUCGGAGCGCUCGUCUGCGUCGUCGUACAUCCAGGAUGUGGGGGUCACGAGUCCGCCGCUGAAACUGGCGCUUCCUCAAGAAGGGGCGGGACAUCGGAUGAGUGCAGCUGAGCUGAAGCUCGCGAGAGCAGACUCUUCCCCAAGCACGGCUACGGGACAUCGGUUGAGUGCAGCUGAGCUGCAGCUGUCCAAAGUAGAGUCUUCUUCAAGCACGGGGAAACUCUCCGUCGCGGCCACAGAAUCCUCACUUCCAUCCCCUGGGCCAGGGACGAUGCCGCCGAUGUAUUCCAUCCUCGUCGUCUGCCCGCUCAAGCACAGUCGAAAUGCCACCGUGCAGCACAUUGACAAGACGCUUCCGAAGAACGUGCCUCAUCAGAUCACCGCCAAAGAGCACCUCUCCGAAUGCCAGGAAAUGCUCAAAGGCACGGACGCGGUCAUAUUCACGCACAUCGUCGUCGUGCUACAUGACGUCGCGGAGAUCAUUGCCCUGAUGGAGCAAGUGUUCGCGUCGCCGGCGUGUCAAGCCACGACCAUUGUCAUCAUCACCGACCUCGUGCAAAGACGCAGCAUCAUGGAGAAGGCACCGCGGGUUGAUUACGAACAGCUUGCUCUGCAGCGCCGACUGCUGUUCGUCUUCAAGCCGCUCAAGCCCUCGCGCUUCGCCACGAUUUUCGAUCCGCAGCAUGAACGCGAAAUGAGUCUGGACCGCAAUCAAGAUAGUGCGCAGCAGGUGGCGUUGACGCAGAAGCAGGUGUUUGAGGAGGUGACGAGGAGGCUGGGCAACAAGGAUAAGAGGGUUCUGUUGGUCGAGGACAACAGAACCAACCAGCUCGUCGUCCUCAAAUUCCUCGCCAAAGUCUCCAUGGCCGCCGACAUGGCCAUGGACGGGGUGGAAUGCAUCGACAAAGUCUUCUCCCACCCCGUCGGCUACUACUCCCUCAUCCUCUGCGACCUGCACAUGCCCAACAAAGACGGCUACCAGACGUGUCAGGAGAUCCGCAAGUGGGAGUCCGCGCGCGGCUACGCGCCGGUGCCGAUCAUCGCCCUCUCGGCGAAUGUGCUGGGCGAUGUGCAUGAGAAGUGCGUGGCGAGCGGGUUCAAUUCGUACCUGACGAAGCCGGUGGAUUUCAAGGAGCUGGGAACGGUGUUGAUGACGUUUAUGGAUCCUAGUGAUCCGCAGAGGCCGCCGGAGUUUAUGAAGUUGAGGGCGAAGAGGCGGAAGUAGUGGGUGGUGAAUAAGAUUGCAUGGUUGGAGAGGACGUUGGCAUGUGCAUCGCAUGCGUUAUGCAAGCAUUGUGUUCCGAGCGAGCGAGCGAGCGAGUCGUGAAGCAUUGGGCGGAGGUUGGGUUCGUGCUGGGGAUCGGCGGCAACAAGCAUUGUGAGGAGUAUGGGAUUUGGAUUUGCGAGACUGUAAUGUUUGUCGAUUAGUAGUCUAAUGAUACAUACUACUUGUUGUUGU